Musa acuminata subsp. malaccensis (wild Malaysian banana) is the source of this 1686-nucleotide messenger RNA. Its product is annotated as probable protein phosphatase 2C 74. Gene Ontology annotation, molecular function: cation binding; protein serine/threonine phosphatase activity. The record is from RefSeq and is a predicted model, not a curated record. Gene Ontology annotation, biological process: peptidyl-threonine dephosphorylation. Lineage: Eukaryota; Viridiplantae; Streptophyta; Magnoliopsida; Zingiberales; Musaceae.
UCUCCCUCCAUCCCUCCCAUUCUCUAAACCCAGAGCGCAGUAGCCAUAAGAAUAGAAAGCCAGACCUUGGAAUAGAAAGUCUGCUCGCCCAAUCCACAAGCAAAAUCCCAUAUCGAGGAGCAGAGGGAGAGGAAGCAAGCAACAAUGGUUGAUCUGGCUGAGUUCCUAUGUUCCUUGUUGUGUUCUCUUGCGUACCUGAGGCUGGCGGUUAGGAAGUACUUUCUCGUCAUGGCUCCCGGCCGGGCAUCCCCCGCCCCCCAUUCGUCGUGGAAGCGGCCCGCCGAGCUGGCCGCCGUGGCCAACAAGAGGUCCAAGGAGUCCUCCGACCUCAGGGCGCGCCCCGUCGAGGAUGUGGUUCCCGGAGGAAGCAAACCGGCAGGGACUUUCGUCGAACAGGUUUCGUCCCUUCCGAAGCAAGAGAGCGUGGAGUGUGAGGAAAAAUCCGGUCACUCGAUGGUAGAAGUUGCGGAGAAGAAGAUGCCAAGGAUGAGAAGAAGACCGGCGAAGAUUGCCAUACCAAAGCCUUCAGCUGAUGCAGCUUUUGGUGUUGCGAAUAAGGAGAAGGAUGGUGUCGAAAGGGAAUUGGCCGUCGAGGGUGGUGCGUACUGUGUGGUCAGCAGGAAAGGACAAAGGCAUAUGAUGGAAGAUGGCUAUGCGGUUAUACCCAACAUCCAUGGAGACUCCAAACAGGCCUUUUUUGGAGUGUUUGAUGGGCAUGGGGGCCGUGCAGCCGUGGACUUUGUCUCUGAGAAGCUUGGGAAGAACAUUGUUGCAGCUCUUGAUGAGCCAGAAAAGGAAGAAAACCAAGCAGCAAUGGCAAUAAAAGCAGGCUAUCUGACCACGGACAGAGACUUCCUAAGUCAGGGUGUUCGCAGUGGAGCAUGUGCGGCCACUGUGUUGCUAAGAGAUGGAGAACUACAUGUGGCUAAUGUGGGCGACUGCAGGGUGGUUAUGAGCAGGAAGGGAGUAGCAGAUGCUCUUACUGAUGACCACCGUGCUGGUAGAGAAGAUGAGCGCAAUCGCAUUGAGAACUCUGGGGGCUACGUGACAUGUCGCAAUGGAAUAUGGAGGGUGAACGACUCUCUAGCUGUGUCAAGAGCAAUUGGCGACCUGAACAUGAAGGAAUGGAUCGUUUCCGAGCCCGAAACAAAGAGUCUCCAGCUAACUCCAGACUGUGAGUUCUUAAUACUGGGCUCAGAUGGAUUGUGGGAUAAGGUCGGAAACCAGGAGGCAGUUGAUGUCGUCUCGAGGCAAAGCAACGCCGUGAAGUCAUGCAGAGACCUCAUAGAGGUCUCCUGCAGGAGGGGCAACCGAGAUGACAUUACAGUCAUGGUGAUAGACCUCCAGAAAUUUAUACAGCUGCGUGGGUCGUGAAACUUCCUCAUGGAUUCAAUCUUGAGGUAACAGAUGACAUGCAGCAUAUGAUCGGCGAUACGCUCACUCCAAAGAACGCAUCGCAUCUUCGUAAAUACUGAGAUCAAGAUGCCAUGCUCGAUGGAGGCCAAUUAAUCUUCAUGCGGAGGAAGAUGAUGGAUAGAGGAGAAGAAGAAGAAAGUGGUAGAGAGAGCCAAUACCUGUAAAUACACACAUUUUUUGUCUCGAUUUCUAGCAAUGUCAAGUUCUUGUGAGCAUAGUGAAUUCAGUUUUAAUUGAAGAUUUAAAUUAAAGAUUUAAAUUUUUUAAAAA